GGCGCUGAGGGAGGCGGUGUCCCGACCGCUCCCGCCUUCCUCCCCUCCCCUGGGCGGCCCCGCGGUGGGAGUCACGGGGCGGGCGGGCCGCUGCCAUGGAGCUGCCUGCCGUCAGCCUCAAGGCCAUCAUUCUGGUGCACUGGCUGCUCACAGUGUGGGGAUGCAUGAAUAACUCGUUUCCAGCCUCCUAUGCUUGGGGGAAUUUCAGUGUCCUUGCAGUGGGGAUCUGGGCCAUUGUGCAGCGCGAUUCCCUUGAUGCCAUCGUGAUGUUCCUGACCGGCCUGCUGCUCACGGUCCUCACAGACAUCAUUCACAUCUCUGUCUACUACCCUCUGCGUGGUUAUCCCAGCGAUGUGAAGCGUUUCAGUAUGGGCAUGGCCAUCUUCAGCCUCCUCCUGAAACCUGGAUCCUGCUACUUUGUGUAUCGAAUGUACCGGGAGCGUGGAGGGGACUACAUCUUCAACAUAGACCUGGAGUCCUCGUCUGACAGCCAGUUUGCCUACAGUGGUAUUGAUGUCACUGCUGUCACUCUUACUCAGUUAACUCAGGUCUCAACCGUGCAGGCCGGGACCGCAGUGCCUAUGAGACAAUUGAUCAGCAGGAAAGCUCUCCGCUGUGGCCUGACUCAAGCAAGACAGCUCAGCAUCCAUAUUGAGGCCCUUGUCUGCAGCAGAACGGACACCUCCCUCCCUCAGUCCAGCCUUACGCUCCUCCCAUGUCUGUUCUGAUGAAACAAGACCUUCUACUGAGCAAACAGGAGAGGAUCUGAUUUGACUUUUCUUUUUCCUUCCUGAAGAUUAGGCAGAGGGGUUCCUGGAAUGAGCCCAGAACAUCUCAGAUAACUUUAAGCUCUGUGACUCUUUGUGAUUCCAACACACUGCUUUCCUCCCUCCCCCUAAAUCCCUCCUCUGUAUGUGCAAGUGG
Molecule: messenger RNA, 924 nt
Organism: Lagopus muta (rock ptarmigan)
Lineage: Eukaryota; Metazoa; Chordata; Aves; Galliformes; Phasianidae
Gene: AGTRAP
Product: angiotensin II receptor associated protein
Exons: 6
Coding region: 96-728 (210 amino acids)
Biological process (GO): regulation of blood pressure; angiotensin-activated signaling pathway
Cellular component (GO): plasma membrane
Source: RefSeq, a predicted model, not a curated record